Messenger RNA from Striga hermonthica, 513 nucleotides. Lineage: Eukaryota; Viridiplantae; Streptophyta; Magnoliopsida; Lamiales; Orobanchaceae. The record is from the annotation of a GenBank genome assembly.
AUGAAGCAAAUAAAUGCCAUAAUCCAAUCAACCGGAGUUCCACACAUUUUGGCCGGAGGCCUAAAUUCGUUGGAUGAGACGGAUUACUCGCACGAGAGAUGGACGGAUAUCGUGAAGUACUAUGAAGAAAUGGGUAAGCCGACACCUAAGGUUGAGGUGAUGAAGUAUCUCAAGAGUAAUGGAUAUGUAGAUGCCAAAUACUAUGCGGGCGAAUGUGAAUCGGUUGUUAUGAUCGCCAAAGGUCAAAGCGUACAAGGGACAUGCAAAUACGGAACACGAGUGGAUUAUAUACUAUCGUCUGCAAACGCGCCAUACAAAUUUGUUCCCGGUUCGUAUUCUGUGAUCUCAUCCAAGGGAACUUCGGAUCAUCACAUAGUGAAAGUCGACUUAAUCAAAGUUACCGAUAGUCCUCAACAAUGCGCGAGUAAGAAGAUUGGACAAGAGAGAAAGAGGAGAGUGAAGAUCACUCAUUCCUCAUCUCCAACAAAGUGUAUAUGGAAAACACAUUCUUGA